Messenger RNA from Capsella rubella, 5247 nucleotides. RefSeq lists its product as uncharacterized. The record is from RefSeq and is a predicted model, not a curated record. Lineage: Eukaryota; Viridiplantae; Streptophyta; Magnoliopsida; Brassicales; Brassicaceae. Gene Ontology annotation, molecular function: nucleic acid binding; RNA-DNA hybrid ribonuclease activity.
AUGCGGUUGGAGUUUCCAAACGGGGUUCACGGGGAGCCGGUAAUCACUGUUGGACAGGAGGUGGUAGAGGCUAUGAAUGGUCUAUACAAGCAGUGUAUGAUAGUAAAUGUUUUGGGUCGUCACGUCACGGUGGAGUCGUUUAAUAGAAAGUUAAGGGAGUUGUGGAAGCCGACAGGGGGUAUGUGUGUGGUGGAUCUACCAAGACAGUUUUUUAUGGUUAUGUUUGAUGCAGAGGAGGAUUAUCUAGCUGCAAUGACCGGAGGUCCUUGGAGGGUUCUUGGUAGUAUUUUGAUGGUGAAAGCUUGGUCUCCCGAGUUUGAUCCGCUUUGUGAUGAUAUUGUGACUACGCCAGUGUGGGUCAGAAUAUCGCAUAUUCCGGUGAUAUUUUAUCACCGUGCAAUUCUUAUGGGGUUUGAUGAAGGGCUCGGGAAGCCUCUUAGAGUGGACAUGACGACGUUGAAGAUGGAGCGAGCACGGUUUGUACGUGUGUGUGUGGAGGUAAAUUUGCGGGAUCCUCUGAAGGGGUCAUUGUUGAUCAAUGGUGAACGGUAUCAUGUGUCCUAUGAAGGGUUGACUCACAUAUGUCCGACGUGUGGUGUGUAUGGACAUAUGGUUAGCGGUUGUCCAAAGAGAGUUAUCAUGCCACAGAUCCCAAGGAGUUCACAAGAAGUGGAUACGAGACAAAGUAGUGGUGAGAGGGAUGAUCAAGGCUUCACAGAGGCCCGAGGCCGGAGUAGAAGAGUGGUAAACAAACCGGUUGGGUCUGUGACAGGAAGUUUGAGUGCGCAAGUACCAGUACAAGACAAGAUUGACAUUGCUAGUGGAGGUGUGGUUGGAGUAAUUGAUACCUCGAAUCGUUUUAGUGGUUUAGAGAGAGAGUUGGGAGUGAAGGAGAUGACGGAUGAGGUUGGUAUGAGUGAGGCUAAUAAAGAGAAUGAGAAUAACCCGAAUGUUGUGCGUCAAGGGGACUUGAGGAGAAUAACUGGAACGGGAGCAUGGGAUAAGAGUGGUUUCCGAGAAAGAGGAGUAGAGAAGAGAAUUGGUGGUACUAAAGGAAUACGUCAUGCUAGUGCUAAAGGAAAGAAUCUGCGACGCAAUGUUCCUAUGCGUGGUUUGGUUUUUGGUCCAACGAAGGGGGAGAUGAUAACCGAAACUUCCGGGAAACGUCUCCGGCUAGAUAAUGAGAGUGUUGGUCGGGAGGAAGGCUCGUAUUUGUUGGAUAGUGAGGGUGUAGCGGGAGAGAGGAGACCGUUGCAGAUUUUGGAGGAUAACAUGGAGCUUACUAAUGGAAAAGAAGUUGAGACUUCUUCUUUAGAGGGGGCGAAUAAACCCAACUUUCGACGUUCAAUAAGAUAUAUGUUGAAGAAGUAUGACACGGAUGUGGUUGCUUUGUUUGAGACGCAUGCUGAAGGGGAGAGAGCAAGUAGUAUUUGUCAGCGUGUGGGUCUAGAGAACUCGUUUAGAGUGGAUGCGGUAGGUCAAAGUGGCGGGUUAUGGUUGUUGUGGAGGUCGGGUGUUGGGAGUGUGGAAGUGAUAUCAUCUUCUAGCCAAUAUAUUUGUGUAAAGUUGGUUAAUGGUGAGGAGUAUUUGACUUUGGUUGUGGUUUAUGCGGCGCCAACUGUUAGUCGUCAGAGCGGCUUAUGGGAGGAGUUACGGGUCGUGGUCCGCGGGGUGGAGGGUCCCUUAAUUAUAGGGGGGGACUUCAAUACCAUUUUAAUGCUGGAUGAGAGAACUGGGGGGAAUGGAAGACUUUCAUCGGACUCUUUAGCCUUUGGUGAAUGGGUGAAUGAUCUUUCAUUAAUAGAUUUGGGCUUCAAAGGUAACAAAUAUACUUGGAAGCGUGGCCGUGUGGAGAGUACGUUUAUAGCUAAACGUCUUGAUCGAGUGUUUUGUUGUGGUCAUGCACGGUUAAAAUGGCCAGAGGCAGUUGUCUCCCAUCUUCCCUUUCUAUCUUCGGAUCAUCCACCCCUUUAUGUUCAACUUUGCCCACGAGAAGAUAGGAAACUGAAGAAAUGGAAUAAGGAUGUUUUUGGUGAUGUUAAUAAUCGGAAAGAGAAGUUGAUGGCCGAGAUCAAGGAGGUACAAGAGUUGUUGGACGUUCAUCAGUCAGAUUCUCUUUUAGUGAGGGAAGAACAAUUAUUAAAAGACUUUGAGAGCUUAUUGGAGCAGAAGGAGACAAUAUGGUUCCACAAGUCGCGGGAGAAGUAUAACCUUGGGGAUAGGAAUACGACCUUCUUUCAUACUUCCACGAUUAUUCACAGGAGGAGGAAUCGCAUCGAAAUGCUGCGAGGAGAGGAUGAUAGGUGGGUUGUGGAUAAGAAAGAGUUAGAGAAGUUGGCCCUUUCGUAUUAUUCAAAGUUAUAUUCACUUGAGGAUGUGAGUGAAGUGAGGGAGUCCUUACCUAUGGCCGAGUUUGUUGGGUUAACAGCAGCGGAGAAAGAUGGUUUAAAUAGACCAUUUACGGCGGAGGAGGUAGUGGUUGCGGUUUUUCAGCCCAUGUUUUACCAAGAUUGUUGGGAAAUUGUUGGGAGUUCGACGUCACGCUUUGUACUUGAUUUUUUCAAUACCGGGAUGCUGCCGAGAUCUACGAAUGAUGCUUUGCUUGUUUUGUUACCAAAAGUUUCGAAACCAGAGCGAAUUACACAGUUUAGACCGAUAAGCUUGUGUAAUGUUUUAUUCAAGGUAAUCACCAAAAUGAUGGUUAUUCGCCUUAAGGGGGUCAUUUCCAAGCUUAUUGGUCCAGCCCAAGCUAGCUUUAUCCCGUUAAGUAUUGACAACAUAGUAGUGGUUCAAGAGGCAAUCCAUUCGAUGCGGCGUAAGAAAGGGCGUAAGGGAUGGAUGUUGUUGAAAUUAGAUCUUGAGAAGGCCUAUGAUCGGAUUCGUUGGGAUUUUUUGAGGGAAACGUUAGAGGCAGCGGGUUUAUCGGCGGAGUGGACGAGUAGAAUAAUGGAGUGUGUCUCCAAUCCGUCAAUGUCUAUAUUAUGGAAUGGUGAGAAGACGGAUUCUUUUCAGCCAGCUCGGGGGUUACGUCAAGGGGAUCCUCUCUCGCCCUAUUUGUUCGUGUUGUGUCUUGAGAGGUUAUGUCAUCUCAUAGAUAAUGCGGUUGGAGAAGGGAGCUGGAAACCGAUUACUCUAUCGAGAGGGGGACCGAGAUUAUCCCAUGUGUGUUUUGCAGACGACUUGAUCUUGUUUGCGGAAGCCUCUGUAGCUCAAGUCCGUGUUAUUCGGGGAAUAUUGGAGAGGUUUUGCUUAGCUUCGGGUCAAAAAGUAAGCCUAGAGAAGUCGAAGAUCUUUUUCUCGAGUAAUGUUAGCCGAGAUAUGGAACGGUUAAUUACCAUGGAUAGUGGCAUUGGUUCUACAAGAGAAUUAGGCAAAUAUUUAGGGAUGCCAAUCUUGCACAAGCGGAUUAACAAGGAGACGUAUGGUGAAGUGUUGGAGAAGGUUUCUUCACGGUUAGCAGGUUGGAAGACCCGUACGUUAAGCCUGGCGAGUCGGAUUACUUUAACUAAAGCAGUAUUGUCUUCUAUCCCGGUUCAUUCUAUGAGUUCGAUUAUGAUGCCAGUAUCGACUUUAGAGAGCUUGGAUCAGUUGUCGGGGACGUUCUUGUGGGGUGGCACAGCGGAGAGGAAGAAACUCCACCUGUUAUCUUGGAAAAAAGUUUGUAAACCUAAAGCGGAAGGUGGUGUGGGGCUGCGUUUGGCAAGACAUAUGAAUAAGGCUCUUUUAGCUAAGGUGGGAUGGCGACUUCUCAGUGAUGACACUAGUUUAUGGGCACGAGUCUUACGAAAAAAGUAUAAGGUGGGUGAUGUUCAUGAUCAUUCAUGGAUGGUGCCUAAGGGUACUUGGUCGUCAACAUGGCGUAGUGUGGGCGUCGGUCUGAAAUAUGUGGUUUUAAAUGGUUUAAGCUGGGUACCAGGGGAUGGGAGAUCAAUUCUCUUUUGGUCCGAUGUUUGGUUGUUGGCGGAAUUGCUGUUGCAACGCCUUAUAACUCCAUUACCGGUUGAGGAAGAAGGUAGGAGGGUCGAAGAUUACUGGAUUGAUGAGGCAAGCUGGGACAUGGCGACAUUGAGGUUGUACCUUCCUGAGACAAUUAUACAACGGUUGUAUGCGGUGGUUAUAAAAGGUGUAUUCGGACUACGAGAUCGUAUAUCUUGGUCCGCUAGUCUGAAUGGUGAGUUCGGUGUUCGGUCCGCUUAUGCUCUUUUAUCGGCUGAUAACACUUACAAAUCUUCUAUGGAGCGUUUCUUUAGUCGGAUUUGGGCGGUAGUAGCUCCCGAGAGGGUUUGUGUUUUUUUGUGGCUUGUUGGUAAUCAGGUGAUUAUGACUAACAUGGAGCGAGUAAGGCGGCAUAUAUCGGAUUCGGGGGUUUGUCAAGUGUGUAGAGGAGGUAUGGAAUCGAUUUUGCAUGUUUUGAGAGAUUGUCCGGCGAUGUCAGGGGUUUGGUUUCGUUUAGUUCCUCCGACCAGAAGACGUGACUUUUUUACGAAGUCGUUACUAGAGUGGUUAUUCGAUAACUUGGGUGAUGAUUCGAUGUUGGGUGAGAGCAGUUGGUCCACAUUAUUCAGCAUGGUGAUUUGGUGGGGAUGGAAGUGGCGUUGUGGUAAUGUCUUUGCGGUGCAAGGAAGAUGUCGGGAUAGAGUUUGUUUCUUGCGUGAUUUGGCUUUGGAGGUCACACGAGCUCAUGUAAAUGAACGGGGAGGACCAAGGUCAAGUAAUAGAAUAGAAAGGUUGGUGAAAUGGACGAGACCGGGUGCGGGGUGGGUAAAAUUAUCCACGGACGGGGCGUCGCACGGGAAUCCGGGGCCAGCUACAGCGGGUGGAGUGGUCCGAGAUAGCAACGGGGAGUGGUUAGGUGGCUUUGCUUUGAAUAUUGGGAUAUGCUCAGCACCAAUGGCGGAGUUGUGGGGAGUGUACUAUGGACUAGUGAUUGCUUGGGAACGAGGUUUUAGACGGAUUGAUUUAGAGGUGGAUUCGGAGUUGGUUGCCGGUUUUCUUCGGACAAGGAUAAGUGAGUAUCAUCUGCUGUCUUUCCUGGUACGGUUGUGCCAUGGCUUUAUUUCACGGGACUGGAUAGUUCGAAUUACGCAUGUGUAUAGGGAAGCUAUUCGUCUCGCAGACGGAUUAGCUAACUAUGCUUUCUCUUUGGAUUUAGGUUUUCUUGCUCUUGAUUUUUGCCAUGAUGUUUUGCAUUCCAUUUUGUUGGAGGAUGCAAAUGGGGUUGAACAUUUACGUUUUAUGCGGUUGUAA